This is a messenger RNA of Haliotis rufescens (red abalone), 2371 nucleotides long. RefSeq lists its product as uncharacterized. NCBI's taxonomy places the organism in Eukaryota, Metazoa, Mollusca, Gastropoda, Lepetellida, Haliotidae. The transcript is spliced from 2 exons. The record is from RefSeq and is a predicted model, not a curated record. The coding region runs from base 1 to 2265 and encodes 754 amino acids.
AUGACCCUCUGCGUGCUAGGUGUGUGUGACAGAUCUAUGACCCCCUGUGUGUUGGGUGUGGGUGACAGAUCUAUGACCCCCUGUGUGCUGGGUGUGAGUGACAGAUCUAUGACCCUCUGUGUGCUGGGUGUGGGUGACAGAUCUAUGACACUCUGUGUGCUGAGUGUGGGUGACAGAUCUAUGACCCUCUGUGUGUUGGGUGUGGGUGACAGAUCUAUGACCCUCUGUGUGCUGGGUGUGGGUGACAGAUCUAUGACCCCCUGUGUGCUGGGUGUUGGUGACAGAUCUAUGACCCUCUGUGUGCUGGGUGUGGGUGACACAUCUAUGACCAUCUGUGUGUUGGGUGUGGGUGACAGAUCUAUGACCCUCUGUGUGCUGGGUGUGGGUGACAGAUCUAUGACCCCCUAUGUGCUGGGUGUUGGUGACAAAUAUAUGACCCUCUGUGUGCUUGGUGUGGGUGACAGAUCUAUGACCAUCUGUGUGCUGGGUGUGGGUGACAGAUCUAUGACCCUCUGUGUGCUGGGUGUUGAUAACAGAUCUAUGACCCUCUGUGUGCUGGGUGUGGGUGACAGAUCUAUGACCCUCUGUGUGCUGGGUGUUGAUAACAGAUCUAUGACCCUCUGUGUGCUGGGUGUUGGUGACAGAUCUAUGACCCCCUGUGUGCUGGGUGUGGGUGACAGAUUUAUGACCCCCUGUGUGCUGGGUGUGGGUGACAGAUCUAUGACCCUCUGUGUGCUGGGUGUUGGUGACAGAUAUAUGACCCUCUGUGUGCUGGGUGUGGGUGACAUAUCUAUGACCCUCUGUGUGUUGGGUGUGGGUGACAGAUCUAUGACCCUCUGUGUGCUGGGUGUGGGUGACAGAUCUUUGACCCCCUAUGUGCUGGGUGUUGGUGACAAAUAUAUGACCCUCUGUGUGCUUGGUGUGGGUGACAGAUCUAUGACCAUCUGUGUGCUGGGUGUGGGUGACAGAUCUAUGACCCUCUGUGUGCUGGGUGUUGAUAACAGAUCUAUGACCCUCUGUGUGCUGGGUGUGGGUGACAGAUCUAUGACCCUCUGUGUGCUGGGUGUUGGUGACAGAUCUAUGACCCCCUGUGUGCUGGGUGUGGGUGACAGAUUUAUGACCCCCUGUGUGCUGGGUGUGGGUGACAGAUCUAUGACCCUCUGUGUGCUGGGUGUUGGUGACAGAUCUAUGACCCUCUGUGUGCUGGGUGUUGGUGACAGAUCUAUGACCCUCUGUGUGCUGGGUGUGGGUGACACAUCUAUGACCCUCUGUGUGUUGGGUGUGGGUGACAGAUCUAUGACCCUCUGUGUGCUGGGUGUGGGUGACAGAUCUAUGACCCCCUGUGUGCUGGGUGUUGGUGACAAAUAUAUGACCCUCUGUGUGCUUGGUGUGGGUGACAGAUCUAUGACCCUCUGUGUGUUGGGUGUUGAUAACAGAUCUAUGACCCUCUGUGUGCUGGGUGUGGGUGGCAGAUCUAUGACCCUCUGUGUGCUGGGUGUUGGUGACAGAUAUACGACCCCCUGUGUGCUGGGUGUGGGUGACAGAUUUAUGACCCCCUGUGUGCUGGGUGUGGGUGACAGAUCUAUGACCCUCUGUGUGCUGGGUGUUGGUGACAGAUCUAUGACCCUCUGUGUGCUGGGUGUGGGUGACACAUCUAUGACCCUCUGUGUGUUGGGUGUGGGUGACAGAUCUAUGACCCUCUGUGUGCUGGGUGUGGGUGACAGAUUUAUGACCCCCUGUGUGCUGGGUGUUGGUGACAAAUAUAUGACCCUCUGUGUGCUUGGUGUGGGUGACAGAUCUAUGACCCUCUGUGUGCUGGGUUUGGGUGACAGAUCUAUGACCCUCUGUGUGCUGGGUGUUGAUAACAGAUCUAUGACCCUCUGUGUGCUGGGUGUGGGUGACAGAUCUAUGACCCUCUGUGUGCUGGAUGUUGGUGACAUAUCUAUGACCCUCUGUGUGCUGGGUGUGGGUGACAGAUUUAUGACCCCCUGUGUGCUGGGUGUGGGUGACAGAUCUAUGACCCUCUGUGUGCUGGGUGUUGGUGACAGAUCUAUGACCCCCUGUGUGCUGGGUGUGGGUGACAGAUUUAUGACCCCCUGUGUGCUGGGUGUUGGUGACAGAUCUAUGCCCCUCUGUGUGCUGGGUGUUGGUGACAGAUUUAUGACCCUCUGCGUGCUGGGUGUUGGUGACAUUAUCUUUAUUUGUCCGUGUGUAAUCAAACUGGUGGCAGGAUCUGCACGAAACUGUACCUCAAGAAGUAUUUAACCAUAAUUAUUAUUAUGUCUACACUUGAGCAUGCCCGUUAUGUUUCAUGUACACAUUAUCUUGUUUCACGCCUUGAGAGCUGGUUAAAUAAAAGUGAGAAAACCCU